CGGCAUCGGCAUCGGCAUCGGCAUCGGCAUUGGCAUCGGCAUCGGCAUUGCUGGCGGAACUUGGGUGUUGGCGAGGAAAGACAUACGACUUGUGGCAGUCCGCGAGCGACGACGCAUCUGAGGAAGAGCUGAGCGCCAUCAAAUCAAGAUACGUCGAGAGGACUGAGUCGAUAACCUCGAUGCCAUGCGCCUCGAUAAGCUCGAUGAGUUUCUUGAGGAAGCGCUGCGAGUAGACAGGCGCCGGUGGGCAUGACUGGGCCAGUGCCGAGGCGACGGUGUGGUCCAGGAUCGUUUGCUGCAUUGGCUCGGCAAAGUGCUCCGGAUUGCUCGCACCUCCCCAGUCGAAAGAGCGGAUCGGGACAAGCUGGUAGUACUGGCGCUGGAGUCGCCGAAUCCACUCGCUGUGCGGCUCGGGCAUUGCUGUCGUCCGGCGAGUUCGGUGGAGGCGAUCCCGAGGAUGGGCUGUGGAGCUGGCCAACAGAAGCAGCAAGGCAGAUCAGCAACAGCAGGACCAAGGACAACAAAAGCUGUUGCGACAGGAUCCAACCGCCGGCUCGGUUGGUUCGUUGGAGGCAAAAGACCAGCAACAUCCCGCCCAAGCAGCGGCCGCACCAGACCAGCAACUCUGCCCAAGACCGACAGCAGCCCGGAGCAGGAGUCGCCCCUCCCCCCAAGAUGCCUCGCGAACGAGAAGCCGAUCGCGAGCACGGCGAGGACCUGGAGCUUGGGCGGGAUGCCCAAAAGUACAAGGGGCUGUUUUCCGAGAAGGACUGGAAAUGCAAAAUGUGCUCCAACAUCAACUGGGCUCGCCGCAGCCACUGCAACCAAUGCCAGUGCCCCAAGCCUGGAUCGGGGGCAGACGCCGAGCGGGCAGGCAGUGGCGGUGGGUUCAUGGAACGGGAUCGGAUCGUGGAGUACCGAGAGACCCGCUACCAGGACGACGAUGAGUACGACGACUUUGGUCGACUCAAGAAGAAGAAGCGAGGUCCGGGUGCCGAUGUCCCCGAGGCUCCGCCGCGGAAAGGAAACAACGCAACCCUGAUGCCGAACGACAAGCUCGCCGACGAGGACAAAGCCAAGGAUGAUGGUGAAGACGAUGGCGAAGACGAUGGGCGCUGGGAUGCCUGGGCCGACAUCUUGAGCAACGAUCAGCAAGCAAGCAAGCCAGAUACCAAAAGUACCAGAAGCAUCGAAAGCGAACGGUCGCGGCGGGAUCGCUCCCCACCGCCGAGGGCCAGAGAUCGUCGUCGAAGCCAAUCUCGGAGUCGAACUAGAAGCCGAACCAGGAGUAGGGACCGGCGCCGAAGCAGGUCCAGAAGCAGAGACCGGCGCCGAAGCAGGUCCAGAAGCAGAGACCGGCGCCGCAACAGAUCCAGGAGCCGAUCACGGAGCAGGGACCGCUAUCGACGACGCUCGAACAGCCCAGAUCGGAUCCGGAACAGAUCCCGAUCGAGAAGCCGCGAUCGAUGGCCGAGAAGCAAACGAUAGAGGAGCUGCUGGCCGGUGGUAGCGCCAGGACUGCCAGCGAUGAUGCGAGAUUCAGAUGCGCAUCCGGGUGCAUAUCCAGAUGCAGAUACGUACAUGGAUGAGCGGCUGGUGCCGAGGAGAUGUGCAAUGCAUGAGCGCUGUCUCCAAUCCACACACAACGAAACUGGCCUUCCUGCUCUCAAGUCCUGCGUAUCGCUUCUCUGGAUCCUGAAUACACACACCCAUCCACCACG
Molecule: messenger RNA, 1721 nt
Organism: Polychytrium aggregatum
Lineage: Eukaryota; Fungi; Chytridiomycota; Chytridiomycetes; Polychytriales
Exons: 2
Coding region: 250-1488 (412 amino acids)
Molecular function (GO): RNA binding; lipopolysaccharide binding
Source: RefSeq, a predicted model, not a curated record